CACUCACUCACACUCUCUCCUUCAGUCUCAUGCACCGGUAUCAGUUACCUGAUGUCUGUGCACAGCAACUGUUUAGUCACGCUCAAUUUGAACCAAGAAGUUGAUUAUGAGUUUAGGAAUUGUGCAAUAGGUAGCCGGCAUCUGCAUAUAAGGCGUGAUAUGCUUCAGCAGGCCGCAUCAUCAGCUGUCAUGCCACAAGUAUGUGAUAGUUGAUAUGAAGUAAACCUGUUGCAAUGUGAGCUUGGCUGCAUGGUUUGAAUCCGAAGCGGGAGAAAAUCCUCCUCCUGUUUGAUCUGUUUGAUCUGCUUGAUUAAGUUACUCCUGGACCACAGAGUAGAUUACGUGUCUCAUCUCUUCAACAAAGAAUCCUUGAUUAAUUAGCGCAGGUAGAGAAGCUUUGAGUUGGUCAGUGAAGUGACAGAUGUACCCGUGAGUGGACAUAGAAGCGAGUCAGCUCUGAGGCCGGAGGCUUCAUCGUCCGUUAGUCUCGAACCACUUUGGAAGAAGGAAUGUCUCUGUGUCAGUGUUUUUAAGUGUAAAGAUAAUAGAUUCCUGUUUGAACUAGAGAGGAAGUUGUCGGCCAUUAGGCGUGCAGGGCGUGUCACCACAGAGGAACGAGGGAGGGGACAGGUGUGAAUUAUGUGUUGAUGCUCAGGGAGACGUCACUCCCUCCUGCAUUCCAGCUCCAGCUCAGAAACACAGCACUCAGCCCUGAGCCCCAGCAGACUCAACAUCCCUCCCUGCCACCGCACACAGAGACUGGAGCCGGGGACACAUUUUUGCAUCACACUCACUUGGUGUCGAGAAAAGACUGGAUGAAGCUCUAGGUUCGCCGGACCGUAAUUUCUGGAUUUCCUUUAGCACGGUGGAUAUGGGAGGCAGAGAGGAGGUAGUGGUGACCAGACUCAGGUCCAGCAUGCCGUUUCCACACACCAGGCUCAGCCGUUUCAGGCUUCGUCCUGCCCAGAGCCCGCUGGGGAGCAAGCGCGUGAAGCCGUCGUCCUCCAAGAAAAAAGCCAGAGACCCCAGCCCCACCGAGAUGAGUGUGGAGCCCUGGGCCAGCCCGCAGGACCAGGCAGCCGCUGAGCACCCACACAGCACGCUACCCGCCCAGGACCAGGAGCAGCACCCCGACAAACUCUGCCUGGACUCCUUCUGGAGCGAGGUGGAGACCAUCCGACAGGGGAGUGGCUACACGGACCUGGACUGCAGCAGGAGAGACUCCCGACAGUCAGAAGAAGGUGAGCAGGAGGAGCAGUGGUUGGCUGACGCUGGUUUGUCCGACCUCAUCGGCGAGGACAGCGGAGAUGUGGACAAUGUGAUGUUGCUGUCCACUCUGACCCGCACGCAGGCCGAGGCCGUCCAGCGCCGACUGGACUCCUACACGCUCUCCCUCCGCAAGAGGAACAAAUCAACGCCCCGCGACGUUCGCGACAUCUUCAACUCUCAGACUCUUCUGCCUGACUCUCAGCACGGUGAAGACCCGGCCCAGGACAGCAUGGCUUCUGUUGCCAAGACACCACUUUCAGCUCUGACACCAGAGCACCGGCGAGGUGUCCCUAAAGAGGAGUUCUUCAUCACCGACGUGGCUUACUGCGAACAGGCCGUCAUCUUCCUCAAACAGGCCAAACUGCCGCACAACAACAGCCAACGCAGGAGGGAGGACGGGACCCUGCCUCGGGUGAUCUGCCCCAAGUGCCGCCUCGGAGUGACUCGGAUCCAGGAUCUCUCCCACACCGACAUGAAGAAGGUGCGUCAGCUGGCGCUCAUCGACAUGACGGCGCUGUGCGACCUCCUGGAGCUCGAGGUCAAAAGGCACAAGUCGGGCAAGAGGAAAAUCCCAGAGAGCUCUCUCUUCGGGGUGCAGUUGGCCACGCUGCUGGACAGCGAUCAGAGAGUGAAGCCCAACACCUCGACGCCUCUCUUCCUGCAGGCGAUGUUGUCGUUUCUAGAGAAGAAAGGAGUCGACUCGGAGGGGAUCCUGCGGGUUCCAGGGUCUCAGUCCAGAAUCAAGCUGCUGCAGCAGAACUUGGAGGCCAACUUCUACUCGGGUCAGGUGAGCUGGGACGAGGUGAGUCCGAACGACGCCGCCGCGCUCCUGAAGAAGUUCAUCCGGGAGCUGCCGGCCCCUCUGCUCACCGCCGAGUACCUCAACACCUUCAGCGGCGUCAGAGACAUCACAGAGCUGAAGCAGAAACUCCACAUGUUGAACUUGCUCAUCCUGCUGCUGCCUGAGCCCAACAGGAACACACUGAAGGCUCUCCUUGAGUUCCUCAGUAAGGUGGUUUCCAGGGAGAAGAGGAACAGGAUGAACCUUUGGGCCGUGGCGACCAUCAUGGCUCCCAACCUCUUCCUCCAUAAGGCCCUCCCCAGCCGACUGACGGAGGGGGCAGAGAAGGGACAUGCGGAGAAAGCAGCUGAUGUCAUGAGGCUGCUCAUCCGCUACCAGGACCUGCUCUGGACGAUCCCCAACUUCCUCAUGAGCCAGGUGCGUAAGGUGAACGAGAACAGUAACCGGCGUUACCAGUUCUACGACCGUCGCAUCAAGAACCUGCUGAGGAAGAUCCACACAGACAGCCGGGAGAAACCGGACAAAAACACCUCAGAGCAGAGCCGUACGGUGAAGAUCCAGGUCGGGGAUCUGGUGAGCGGCACCAUGGAGUUUCAGCUCAACAUCAACUCACGCACCUCCGACCUGCUCGCCCAGUUUCAGCGCCAGUUUCACCGUCAGUUCGUCCGCAGCCCCGAAAAUGGAAAAGGCAAAAUGCGAAGAAACGGCUCGGUGGCGUAUCCGGACUGCGCCGUGUACGAAGUGGGCGGGAACAUCGGUGAGCACUGUCUGGACACCGACACACACCUUCAGGAUCUGUACAACCAUAACCCAGGAGGGGAGUGGGUCAUCAAGCUGAGACCCAGCGCCGGCCGAGGGCUGUGACACAGAGGCCGUGGACAGACUGAAGGAUUCUGGGAACAGGUCUCUGAAGAUGACAAUAGCAAAGCGUGAGAAAAGAUCAACUCCACGCCGCCUCCUGUUCAACCUCUGAGCAACACAGCAGAGAGAGAGAGACAGACAGAUUGAGGGAGAGAAAACUGAAAAAGGGAGACUCUGCCGGGAGCAGAGCCUAAAAGCAGUCUAUGAUCAGAUGGACACACACACACUCUGCGCACUAUCUUCCCCUCCAUCUUCCUCUGCCUCCUCUCCAUCAUUUCUCUCCGGGGCCGCGGUGCCGAGAGGGAAAGAGCUGCUGACGUGACUCAUUACUUCCGACAGAGAACCUGCUGCACAGAAAAGCGAGGGGAGAGCGGCCGGGCAGUUUGGUUCACCAUCUUUCCUCCCGAACCAUCGUGUUCAACCAUUAGAGAGCAGAUGGGGCUGCAGAGCACCUCUGGCUACGGGGAGCCGAGUCCCUCCCCUUCUCUCAGGCCAGUCACACUGCAUGGUUUUCAUUCGGGAGCCUUUAAACAAAAAAGGAAACAUGUUUCCUUUGUUUUCUGUCCAUUUUCUACGAUAAAUCCAAUUGCUGCACUUUUUGUUGUUUUAUAGGAGAGAAAACCACAUUAUUUAAAGUGUGACGUCUGUGUUGAUUUUAAAGCAGAGGCUGACAACACAAGAUCAGAACACACACCCAGAGAGAGAGAGAGAGAGAGAGAGCUGAGAUCUUUAUUCAGACGUCUAGAGAAAAGGCCUUUGUGUCAUUUUCACUUUAGAUAUACGACAACACACAAGUCUUUAAUGGUAUCAGCUGUUAUCUAAGCAUUUCCCCCCCACACAUGUUCUUAUUAUACAGAGUUGAUUAGAAACUCGCUCACACAAACACAUGACGUUCUCUAAAAUCCACCAAACCAGGCCCCUCCAUUCAGAAGCCACAAACGUUGAAACCCCGGACCAAACUAUUUUUUAGAGUCCAUCAUUAACAAUUAUAGAGGAUGCAAAUACUAAAAGAGCUGUAGUGAGGUAAAGGUCAAAAAGAAAUCAUCCUCACACUUUAUUCCCCUUAAUUAUGGACAAAAAUCAUAUUAAUGCAUUUUGGUGUAACGUUAUUAUUUCCCCCUGGCCAUCCACACCCCCUCAGUUUGAGAACCACUGCCCUGUGUUGAUUACAAAAAUCAGUUGACCUGUUUAUAUGUGACAGAAAUCAGCCUAACUGACUGAAAACACACUGCCGAUGAACAGAUGCUCAUUUAGCUCAGAAUAUGGACAGAAAACCCUUUUUUUUUUCUAUUUAAGAGACAUUAAAAGUAAUAAUAAAAUGGCCACCGGAGAAGAUUCAUUGGAAAGCUCGAGGAACAGAAGCCAAACUGGAAAUGAUGCUGGGACGUCAGGUCUUUGUAAACACACAGUUACAGGCUGAUCAGUCGACUAACAUACCGCUUGAUCUGUAUUACUCUCUCUCUCUCUCUCUCUCCCUCCAUUCAAAGCGGGAGCGAUUCAGACCCCGGUGAACUGACCCCCCCCCCCCCCCCCCCCUUUAUCUGUGAAACCCCUGAAAUCUCCUGGGCCUUAUAAAAAUCCACGGACUUCCAAGGACCCUUGACCUGCACAGAUCUGAGCUCAAAGAGACAAUCUUUCUUUUAUCCCUCUUUUGAUACCAGGGGGAUGUGGUGUCACAACCUCAAGGACAGCGAUUGCACGUCUUUAAAAAAAAAAAAGAAAAAGAAAAGGGAGUUGUUAAGGACUCGCCGUGAAGCUGGUCUUCAGUUAAACUCAUGAACGGAGCCCAAAGUGCUGAAGUGACUCCUGGGGGGGACUGGGAUUGUUGUUAUUGUUAUUUAUAUGAAUGUAAAACCGUUGUUGCUUCCGUAUCUGAUGAGUAUUCUGUAGACUAGACCGAUGUUAGGAUUAACGCUGCACUCAGUGUUGUGUUAAGUCGCCCAUACCCAGUGUGGGAAUUUGCAGUGUUGUUGUACAUAUUUUUUUUUACGGACCUCUUUAUAUCUGUUUCUCCUGAACAGACCAGGGAGAUGAAUUUCUUUGUGUAAAUAUUUCUCGGUCCUGCUGGAAUCUGUGCAACCGGACAGUUUGAUGUGAUCGCGUAGCUUCCUGAAGCCAUUAAGUUAUUCCACAUACACACACAGACACACAAAGCAGCAAAUGAAUGUGUUUAACAUUUUGUACCCGACGUCACACGCCAAUCGUUCGCUCCCCGCAAACCGGAGCCAUGUUGUCGCCGCGCGGCCAUUUUGUGGAAGCGUCUCGCACACUGCACUCGAUAGACAGAGUAAUGACAGCCGGCCCCGGCACCGACAUCCAUCAACACCCCUCCGCUCCAUCUCUGUCACCGCCCUAAUAAUGGACCAUAAUGGCAGCACAGCGCCUGCAUCGGAAAGACGGCAGAGGAAUCACAUUUCUCUGAGAAAGGAGGAGGUUAAUAAAUGGCUGUUAUAAAUUCUGAUGGCCUGGGCUCGGCGACAGCAGCAGGAGCGUGUGCGUAUGUGUUGUGUGUGUGUGUGUGUGUUUAUGUGCAUACAUGUGUGUGUGUGACGAGCUUCAUUACACAAGUCCAAUUGGCCCAUCCCAGGGUCCCGGGCACAGUUCAGUGCCUCGGCACAAAGCGAGCUGAUGAAACUGCCUUCUGCUGACAAUCAGGAGAACUAGGUCACCUCUGAAGCAGCUUCCCAGAGGGCGAGCGGAGUGUGAGGCCACACACCCCCGAGCAGCGCAGCACAUGGACGCAUGUUGUCCAAACACACAUGACACACACACGUACACACCAAAAUAAGGGGGGCAAAAGUUCACACACACAACACCGGUUUCCUGUUGACUCUGUCUGUGUUUGUAAAUAUGUGAGUGUUUGUGUUUGUGUGAGAGAGAAGGAGAAGUUUUGCUGUAGAUCUCUGGAACUGUUAAAGAUCACUCAACACUAAACGAUGGACAGUGCUGUGGACACUAAUCAUCAAAAUGUGUCUGUGCUUUUACUGUGGUCGAAGAUUUUAGUCUUCAGACAUCAGAAUGUAUAUUUAUGCCCUUUACACCUGUCAUUGUUUUUUAAUAUGUGAAAACACUUUGCUGUAGCAAGAAAAACAACUUUUGAAAAACGUUCCUUUUCUAUGUGAAUAAAUGUGAAUCUAA
Molecule: messenger RNA, 6070 nt
Organism: Pleuronectes platessa (European plaice)
Lineage: Eukaryota; Metazoa; Chordata; Actinopteri; Pleuronectiformes; Pleuronectidae
Product: rho GTPase-activating protein 40
Exons: 15
Coding region: 872-2935 (687 amino acids)
Biological process (GO): regulation of actin filament polymerization; regulation of small GTPase mediated signal transduction; signal transduction
Cellular component (GO): cytoplasm
Molecular function (GO): GTPase activator activity
Source: RefSeq, a predicted model, not a curated record